Molecule: messenger RNA, 11212 nt
Organism: Coregonus sp. 'balchen'
Lineage: Eukaryota; Metazoa; Chordata; Actinopteri; Salmoniformes; Salmonidae
Source: the annotation of a GenBank genome assembly
AUGAGAGAGAGAGGAAGAGAGAGGGAGGGGGAGAGAAGGAAAGGGGUAAGAAAGAGAGCGAUAGUGUGUGUGAGAGAGAAGAGAGCUAGAUAGAUAGAGAGAGGGGGGGGGGGGGGGGGGGGGGGGGGGACGAUAGAGAGGUCUGAUCAGAAGGUCUUCAACCAAACUGUCUCUGAGGAGCUACGAGGUCACCAGUUUCUUGUUUAAGUAAAGCCCUGCUUAGCCCUGUCCAGCCCUGUCAUUUGCAUUUAAGGUCAUUUUACCUGGGGAGAUUCUAUAUAUAGAUUAGCAUUCCAUGUGUAAAUCAGCCUCUAGUGGAAAUCUUACAUCUUUCAAUCGAUUACCAGUAAACCCUGUGCCAAAAGCUUUCUCAAGUGGGACCAUUUUAGACCAAUUCUAUGCUUCUGUCAGUGAUUGGAUAGAGCUAGAUAGAAACCAGCCUGACGCUAAUAAAGAUGAUAUCAGCCACAGCAAUCUAGCCCUACCUGCACUGGUUAACAUGCAUCUACCCUAGUUUGUUGCUCCGUUUGUUGCUGUUUUUGUGAUGUGAUGCAUCUACUGACCUGAACAAGUAGUGAACUUGUAGUGAACUUGUAGUGGACUUGUAGUGGUCUUGUAGUGGUCUUGUAGUGAACUUGUAGUGGACUUGUAGUGGACUUGUAGUGGUCUUGUAGUGGUCUUGUAGUGGACUUGUAGUGGACUUGUAGUGGACUUGUAGUGGACUUGUAGUGGUCUUGUAGUGGUCUUGUAGUGGUCUUGUAGUGGACAUUCUCUAUGCUUUGUUUAACGUUUGACCUAUCAUUGUGUUUUGUAGAUUUCUCUUUGCCUUGCUUUUCCCCCUUGGUCAGACAGGUGGUCAUUGCAAGAGAAUAAUUUGGUUCGCAAUUGACCGACCUGCUGAAAUUAAGGUUGAAUAAAAGGUUGAAACAAAAGUUGUUGUUAUUUAGCUGACUCUUAACCCUACCUAGGAAUCCAAGCUAACCCUCCCUCUGCGUGUGUCUUCCAGGUCGCAGGGGAACAGAAGUACCAUCCAGAAUGCUUCACCUGUCUGAACUGCAGAGCCUUCAUCGGAGACGGAGACACCUACGCACUGGUGGAGAGGUCCAAACUAUACUGGUACAUUAUAAUGAUCAUAAAAACUUUAUUUAUAAAACGGUCUUUAUACAUUUCAGUCAGUGCUAAUAGGGAGUAGGGUUUAGAGAUUCAGCAGACUCAAGGGAAGGUCAUUAUUUAUCAUCGAGACGAGAGGUUGUAAAUUGAUCAGAAUGUGAAGUUAUUACAGUAACACCAGUGCUGUGCAGCGUGACCACUGUAGCCUAAAGCAGAAAUAGAAAUGUGGAAAUAACGGUAGUAGUGGAUAGAGAAGCAACGGACGUGAGGUGAGGAAGAGUGUACUGUAUGACACACACACUGACACGAGGAGGGAGGAAGGGAUGUUGAAAUACAAAGCAGUCAUUGUCCUGUCAGCUCUGAAUGGAAGUGUCAGUGUGUGUGUGAUGGGAGGUUGACUAGAUCAUUAUUCUGACACUUGACAUUCUGGCAUGAUGUUAGAAUAUUAUUUCAUUCUAUCAGGUGAUGCACACAAAAAUGUAAAUUGUCACUUAUGUCCAAAAUAAAAAGUGUGAUAUGCGUACAUGACAUUGUGUAAGAACAAAUUAAAUUUGCAUUCCUAUUUCUCUGUAUUAAUAUUGCUUUACGGAUAUUCGUUCACUUGUCUGUUCUAUCUAUGCUGACCUCUCCCCCUUCUCCUUCCGCAGUGGCCACUGUUACUACCAGACCAUCUUGACGCCGGUGUCCCUGCCAGACUCACCAUGCGCCAGGAUCCCCCACACAGUGACCCUGGUGUCCAUCCCAGCCUCCACAGACGGGCGGAGAGGGAUCUCAGUCGCCAUCAACCAGCCUCUCAGCCCCAACGGCUAUGGCCCAGAACACACUGUCAGGGUAUCACAGUGAGUAUAGAGGAAGGGUGGGGGGAUAGGAGUGAUGGAGGGUUGAGAUAUGGAGGGAUAGGGAGAGAGAGGGAGGGAGAGAGAGAGAGAGAGAGAGAGAGAGAGAGAGAGAGAGAGAGAGAGAUGGAAAAUAUUAUUCCUUAUCUCAGUGGGACUUCCUGGUUUAAUUAACUAUUGACUAGAAUUGUAAUAAAUACACCAAGGGAGCGAUAGAGUGGGGGAGGGAGGGGGGAUGGAGUGGGAGAGGGAGAUGGGGAUGGAUGGGGAGGGAGAGGGGGAUGGAUCGGUAGGCUAACAGAAGGAUGGGAGAUGACUGAACGGGAGACAUGGAAGUCAGAGAAAGGCACAGAAUGGAAGUGAGGGAAGGUGAGGACAUUGUUAUUUAAAUCCAGUGUAGAUUAAAUACUAUAACCAUGUCCUUGUACAACAAAAGGGAUGGAAAGGAUCUAGCAGUAUGUACACUGUCCUGUCUUUUAUCUUUCCAGUGGACCAGGAUACCAUUCUGUACAUGCUAGAUUUUCUAAAGUCUCACGUUGUCAUACUUCCGAGACUUAUGAUGUAAUCACUUGGAAUGGGAGAAAGAUGGAUAUCGAGGUUAAAUUAUCACUGUUAUCACAUUCCUUGUCCAGGGUGGACUCUGAGUUGAUCAGUCCAGAUGUGAAGAACUCCAUACAUGUCGGAGACCGGAUCCUGGAGAUCAACGGAACACCCAUCAGGAAUGUUCCUCUCGAUGAGGUAACCUAACUGACAUCUCUUUACUUGUGUUGCUGAUAGACAUCAAUGACAUUGGUAUUAGUGAGAUGUUAAUUAAAUUCGAGGCUUGAUGUUACAAGAUCCAAGUUUAAGUCCUUACUCAUGUUUAAUCUACUGCAUCAUAGCAUGGAGUUGAUAGACACUAGGGUGAAAACAUCAACACUCUUAGCCAUACUACAUGCUAUAUGCUAUGCUAGGUUCUAUAUGUUAUGCUACAUGCUAAUGCUACACUGAUCAUUACAUUUUACAUUUUAAUCAUUUAGCAGACGCUCUUAUCCAGAGCGACUUACAGGAGCAAUUAGGGUUAAGUGCCUUGCUCAAGGGCACAUCAUCUUUUACCUCCGCUCCACCAGAUUGACCUGCUCAUCCAGGAGACCAGUCGUCUGCUCCAGCUGACCAUAGAACACGACCCCCACGACCAGGGGGGUUCAGAGGGUGAGACAGUGGGCGGACCCCUGACCACCCCCCUGUCUGACGGUCCCAGCCCCAUCCUCCCCAUCACCCAGCCCCCACACCCAGACAUCAACAACCUGCGCUCACGCCUGAUCACGUAAGGACUAAUCUCAGUGACAUUUACAGACGCACAAAUACAGGCUGUUGUAGUCGUGGUGUUUUGGUUUAUUUCAACCUCAAAUACAGUAUGAAUAGAAUCGAAAAUGAAAGAAUUACGCGACAAAAUACAGAUUUAUAUGAAAUCUUCAACUAAAUGAAAUGUAUACAUAAAUAAAUGUACUAAACACAUUUUAGACAUAAAUUAUAUAAUUGGCCUACAUUAAUUACAUUUUAUUGGUGCAAAUACGUGGGCUGACAUAUAUUACAUUAUUUCAGUUCUUCAGUGAAAUGGAUGAGCAUUUACAUGUGUAACUGCAGUCCCUCUGUCGCUCCCAUUUCCUAAUUAGUCUAUAAUGGUAAUAGCUGCUAGACUGGUGCCUUAUGACAGGGCUCGCAGCACCAUUUGUCUCCUCCACCUGUUCCAUCUUUCUCUUUUUUUCCUUCUCUCCACCUCUCACUCCCUCUCUCUUCUUUUAUCUCUCUCGCCCUCUCUCUUUCUCUGUCUCCGUCUCUCUACUCUCUCCCCUCGCUCUCUCCUCCUCUCCCCCCUCUCUCUCCAGGCGGAGCUACAGUACUGAUAAGUCUCCGUGCUCCAGUAAUGCAGUGUCCCCUCUCUCUCAGAGGAAGGACAUUAACCGCUCCGAGUCGCUGCGAGUCGUCUCCAACAGUCGCAUGCACCGGAUCUUCCGGCCCUCAGACCUCAUCCAUGGAGAGGUGCUGGGAAAAGGCUGCUUUGGACAGGCCAUCAAGGUAAACACCAACCUCCACACACUCUGGUUUUCAUUUGUUGACUGAUGACUUGGGUAUGACGUGGCCAUUGUCUGUUCAACUGUCCUCUCUGUUAAAGAUGACCAUGGAAAAGCAACUAAUUUUGGGGGACAGUUCCAACACCUUAAAAAUCCCACUUCACACUACUGAAUGUGUGUCAAAUGUUACUGCGUAGGAGCAUAAUAUAUACUGUGUUCAAAAGUUCCAGAAGAUGGCAGCAUUGAGAUGCUUUACUGAAUGGCCUCGGAUGUAACCAGAAUGUACAGUAGCCUAUAUGUGUGCAUCUGCUGCUUGGAAGAUGCACUCAAGCAGGGAGCAAAUAUCCGCUUUGAGAGGGGGACAACAUAUAUCCAGGGUUUUUAUUCCUUAACAGUUCUCAGAUUCCCAGACUUUACCUGUUGGGGUGAAAUGAGCUUUGAACGGAAAAUGCCCCCAUGCCCUGUGGCACAGGCUGAUGACAACAGGCUGAUGACAUCACAGUGUGUGUGUUUCUGCAGGUGACCCACAGAGAGACAGGGGAGGUGAUGGUGAUGAAGGAGUUGAUUCGUUUCGAUGACGAGACACAGAGGACAUUCCUAAAAGAGGUGGGUGACAUCACUCUAUUUGACCCUUGACUUAUUUUGCCUUUGUUGAUAUGACACUGUCAGGGUUCAAUGGGGUCAAUUCAGGAGAUACAUUGAGAUUCUAAAUUCAAUUUGCUUAUGAAUGAUUUCAGAAGAUUUUAAAUAUAUAUUAAGGGUUUAUGAAGGCACACCAUCCAUCUCUUUCCCUUACUCCAUUGAUUUGAACCACCACAGGCAAUGACAAGCUCCGUGCUUGUCCCAAAGAGCUCCCACUUCUUCUAAGAACAGUACAAACCUGUGCUAUGUAUCUACAGAACAUGUAUCGUCAAGAACAAUGCUUUGGCUUAGUUUAGUGACAGAGAUCACAGACCAUGUUUCCAACCCUGGCCACUAUUGUUAACACUGCUGGGCUAGGUUUACCACAGAAUGUAGUUUAUCAAGCUCUGAAUGUCAUGCUUAGAUGAUCAUCAUACACACCCCUACACCUCGUAAAAAGUACCCCACCCUAAUUAGGCAGUGAGGGGUGGACAGAUAGUCAUUAGAGGUAUACACAGGUAUACACCCUUUGCCACAUCCCUCCCAGAAACACAGACACUUACAUCGACAAUCACAUGCAUGCUCGCGCACACACACACACUAUUCUACCCUGCAUUCUACUCUCCUCUUCAGGAAACACUGUGAGCACUGAGGUGUGCAGGUUAACACCCGUAGUCACUUUAAUAGCUCUGUAAGCAGUAAAAACACCAGGCCAUGACCGCCCACCAACAAACAAACAGCUAGAGGAAUGCUGACUGAGUUUUGUUUUAUAACUGUUUUUAUUAGUGCCUAGCCUGCAUAACAUUCCAAUUACAAAGGAAGGGCUCAGCUCUCUCGCAAACUAAUCACACACAACACAAACACCGCCUUGGGAAUGGUUUCCUGAGUUUAUAAGUUCAAGAUGUUUUUAACUUGUUUGAUGGAUUGGAGUCUGGCCCUUAUGGUAGAGACAUGGUAGUCCUUUUUAAAACCGUUGGUCUUUUUGGCCUUGACGGCCAUUUUAAAUCAAAGCCUUCAAAGAGUUUCCUCCCUCCCUUCCCCUGACUUCAGAGUACCUUAUGUAAUGUUUACCUCCUUUAGGAGCUAAUCAGUUCGUCUCUCUUUGGGAGGCUGUAAUAACCACGUAUUACUCCUUUUUCUUGUUACAAUUAUGUCAAGUUAAUGACUGGAGAGGAGACAUCUUGUAUGUUUUAGACCAGGAGGAAAUGGUUAUAGACUCAAAUCAAAGUCUGGAAGGAGGAAUGUCCAUCUCACAGAGACCCUCAGGGCAGGAGACAUGGAGGUCUAGGUCUUACACUAAUAUCUAGCUUCCCACCCAGUUCAUCUAACUAACUACUACCUUUACUAAACCCACACAACACAACCACUCCCUGCAGCUCCUAGAUGAUAGAUCUUUACGAGGAGUCAGGACUAGGACAGCUCCUAGCUCUAAAUAGGGGUUAAAAAACUAACAUUUAAACCUAAAAUAACUUCCAAGCCUUAAAAGGUGUACCCUCCUCCCUCUCCAGGUGAAGGUGAUGCGUUGUCUGGAGCAUCCCAACGUGCUGAAGUUCAUCGGUGUCCUCUACAAAGACAAGAGACUCAACUUCAUCGCAGAGUAUAUCAAAGGAGGAACCCUGAGGGAGAUCAUCAAGAAAAUGGUACCGGUGCUGUGUGUCUGUUUGUCUGUGUGGGAUUUUAGUACUUUGUGGGUGUGCCACUGCACCAGCUUGUGUGUGUGCGGUUGGGUGGCUUUGUGUCCCCAUGAGUGCAUAGUUGCGUUUUGUACAUUGUGUCUCAGAGUCAUCAGAGGAUACAGGAUUAGGAUUAGAGAGCUUCUCUUUAGUUUUAAUCACUGGUGUUUAUGUUCUGUGAAACAUCCAGAGUCUGAUUCUAUCCUUUUUUUGUCUUACUAACAGGACACCAACUACCCAUGGAACCAGAGAGUGAGCUUUGCUAAAGACAUCGCUGCAGGGAUGGUGAGUGAAUUAUCCAUGCCUAAUAGAAUGUAUAGAAUGCCUCUAGAAUGAAACCAAGAACAGAUAGAAUCAGAAGCCACUGUGGGUCUUUUCAGGACCAGGGCACCAUGGGUUCACUGCUGCAAUCAGAGAAACUGCAGUGCAGUGGUGGUCAAUAGAAUAACAGACACGGUGCAGUCAAACUAACCAUGCUCACACUGCCCUCCAGUGGCGAUCUAGAGGAAGUGUAACAGCAGUGUUGGUCACGUGUAACAGAUUUUCCCUAAAUUAAAAUUACACCUUGAAUUCCUUCUGGAUUAGGGCAUCAUGGGUAGUCAUAGUGUGUUGCCUUUGAUUAGGUUUUACAGUGAUGAAUGUAGCACAUGACUGUAGAUUUGUGAAUGUAUAAAGGCUAUACUCUGCCAAGAGUUUGAGAGAAGGAGCAACAACAAUGUGCAUUUGUUCCACUAGACACUGGUUUGAGGUUUAGGCUUCAUACCUAACUCUUGUUUUCUUUUUUUCUCUAUCACUCUCUUUCCAUCCCUCGCUCUUUCUCUCCGUCUUCCAGUCAUAUCUGCAUUCCAUGAACAUAAUCCACCGCGACCUGAACUCAGACAACUGUCUUGUCAGAGAGGUGAGUAAAGAGAUGUGAGGUGUGUUCUCUCUAAAGGGUGUGUGUUUUCUUUGAGAAUUAAGAGUUUGCACCUGUAUGUCUAGAUCACAUACAGGUUUGUCUCCCAUUGAGAGAGAUUUGACAAUGGAGAUUUAUUGACAUUAGACACAGAGAAUCCUUUGUUAGGGUAAAGUACUGCACAGUAGAGUACCUUCAGGCUCUGAUCAGACCCUACACCCAAACGAGUGCACUACGUUCAUCCACCUCUGGCCUGCUAGCCCCCCUACCUCUACGGAAGCACAGUUCCCGCUCAGCCCAGUCAAAGCUAUUCGCUACUCUGGCACCCCAAUGGUGGAACAAGCUCCCCCACGACGCCAGGACAGCGGAGUCACUGACCACCUUCCGGAGACACUUGAAACCCUACCUCUUUAAGGAAUACCUCGAAUAGUAUAAAGUAAUCCUUCUUCCCCCACCCCCCAUAAAAAAAAAGAAGAAAAAAAGGUGGUUGUCCCACUGGCUAUCAUAAGGUGAAUGCACCAAUAUGGAAGUUGCUCUGGAUAAGAGCGUCUGCUGAAUGAUGUAAAUGUAGAGCCGCCCUUCUUAAAUCAGAGGCCUUACAGGAGUAGUGACGUCAUAUACACUUCUUCACCUAGACGUGUUCAAAUAGAGGGUAGAAAAUAUCUCUACUCCUGUAGCGAAUCUCCAAGUGCAUCUUCAGGUAAAUGUCAAUUUUGAAGAAAACAAAGGAUAAAGAUAUUGUGUCCUACAGUAUUAGAUAAACAGACCAGGAUGAGGGUUCCUGUGUCCUGUAUAGUAUUUAAUAAACACUAACCAGGAGAUCUGAUAGGGUUUAUUGAACCUGAAUAAGCUAGUGGCUGGUCUGGGUUCUCUGUAGUGUUCUGUAUUGACAGAUGUUGUUAUCUCACUGACACACUGUCUUCCUAUCUGUCUGUGUUUUUACCUCUCAAAGUCAACAGUCAUAGUAUUCACUCUCUUUAUUCCUCUAUGUUGUUGAGUGUGCUCUCUCUAUCUUUCUCUCUCUCUCUCUCUAUCUGGCAUGUGUCUUUAUGUCUGUGGUAAGAUGUAUAGUCUUGUAGGUAGGUUUGCAGGGUGUUUUAUAUUCUAAGUAUUGUGAUGCAGUAGAUGUGACUCUGUCUGUGUGUCCUCUGUCUCCCUGUAGAAUAACAGUGUAGUGGUGGCAGACUUUGGGCUGGCUCGGCUGAUGGUGGAAGACAAGAUCCAGGACAAGAGUCUCCUGCAGAAGAAGCCUGACCGCAGGAAGAGAUACACUGUAGUGGGCAACCCCUACUGGAUGGCCCCGGAGAUGAUCCACGGUAUGUAGGUGUGUGUGUAGGCGUGUGUGCGUGUGUGCAUGGGUGUGUGUUCAGGGCAGUGGUGUAAAAGUAACCAAUUGUCAUACUUGAGUAAAAGUAAAGAUACCUUAAUAGAAAAUGACUCAAGUAAAAGUGAAAGUCACCCAGUAAAAUACUACUUGAGUAAAGGUCUCUUGAUAAGUGUGUGAAUUGGACCAUUUCCCUGUCCUGCUAAGCAUUCAAAUGUAACAAGUACUUUUGGGUGUCAGGGAAAAUGUAUGGAGUAAAAAGUACAUUAUUUUCUUUAGGAAUGUAGUGAAGUAAAAGUAAAAGUAGUCACAAAUAUAUAUAUAUAUAUAGUACAGUAAAGUACAUAUACCCCAAAAAACGACUUAAGUACUACUUUAAAGUAUUUUUACUCAAGUACUUUACACCACUGGUACAGGGUCGACCUGUUUUAACCACCAUUGCUUAAAUUGCACUUAAAUCGAAUGACUCAACCAUGGAAUUAUUCAGAUGUUUCAACGCCAUAUACUGUAAUACAUUAUGUCAGUACUCUGAAACCAAUAGCCUCAAGUUUUACUUGGAAUGUCUUCUCUCACAGGGAAAAGCUACGAUGAAAAGGUGGACAUCUUUUCCUUCGGAAUCAUGCUUUGUGAGGUGAGUGCCCCUGACAGGUGGUUGCCCUAGCAUAUACAACAGCGCCUUUUGCCCUUUCCUUACUGUGAACCUCUCGCUCUCCCUCUCUCUCUCUCCCGCCCCUUCCAGAUCAUCGGUAGGGUGAAUGCAGACCCAGACUACUUGCCCAGGGCCCAUGACUUUGGGCUGAAUGUGACAGGCUUCUUAGAGCACUUCUGUCCUCCAGACUGCCCCCCAGCCUUCUUCCCCAUGGCUGUCCUCUGCUGUGACCUGGAUGCUGAGAAACGGUGAGUGUGUAGUCUGACACUGACCUGAGUCAUGUAUCACCAUGCAGUGUGAGAUUUAUUGGGUGUAGAUCACUAGUUUACUAGUUCACUAAGUUUACUUUCUGUACACGGAUUAUGUAUACAGGAACACUUUUCCAAGUAUUUGUCUAUAAAGUUACUUAUGAGUGUAAACUGUAUUCUAACUUUCAUUGUUUGAUAAUACUAUACAUGUUGAGUGUUGGUUUAUUAUAAGUCUCCUGUCCCAUUGCUGCCACGGUAACUGACUUAUGUGAUCUAGGUUGACAUCACUAGCCUAAGACUGAUUGGCUCUUCUGUCUUUAGCCCCGCCUUCACCAAGCUGCAGGGGUGGCUAGAGAACCUGAAGAUGAACUUGGAGAUCCGCUUACCGGUGGUGUCCGAGCUCGACACGCUACACAAAGCAUUCUGGGGAAACCACACCGUCCCCACCAUGGCUUGCACCGCCAUGCGGUCCGAGAACGGCCUGCCCCCGCACCCCGAGACUCCGGAGUAGAAGGGAUCCGUAACAGAGAGGAAUGCUGCUGGUCUCAGCCCAUGAGAGUAGGCAGAGAGAGGGGGUUAUGGUGGUCAUUGAGGAGGGUAGUAGAGCCUACUGUACCUCUGGUAAUGGAGUAGUUGCAUUGCAUUGUCCAGGCAGGGGUGGGGCAGGAGCUCUGUACGUACCUCCUCAUGCCACAGCAGUCACAGUGGUCAUAUAGGCUGAUAGUGGGCUGUCGAUGGGCUGUAUAGACUCAGGGGGAACCGAGGAUGGGAAAAGCCAGCCUUGCCUAAAGGCACUCACUCAUUCAACUCCAACUAAGAGAGACUCACUCAGACUGCAAUUACCACUACCAUAGCUUCAGUCUCAUGAUUGCUUUACCUUAGCUGAAUGUCAGUCUGGUAACUGCUAGCUAUCAGUAUGUCAAUCCCAGCUGUGAAGUCAUCCAUCUUAACACUCAUGUCAUCUUUAUCUUAUUGAGAUGGUGUUCAAGUAUAUUCGGACGUCUCUAAAACAGAAAAGCAGAAAAGAUGCUUCAGCCUCAUUGGUAGGGGACCCUCCUCCUGAGUAUUUGUGCAACAACAUGUGUUUGAAAAGUGUUGCUCUGUGUGACUUUGGUUUGGUUUGAUUUGAUGAUAUCAAAACCACUUUUUGAAAUGCUAAAGGAAGGGGCCUUUUAUGUGGAUAAAACAAAACGCACACACACAGUCCAGAUGUAGAAUAUAAUCGAGCAAAGGCUUUUGAGCAUAAACAAAAAGCUUUUUAAACACUGCAUGACUGUAAAUAGCCCUGUCCAGUAAGCCCUGUCUGUUGUCUCCUCCUAUCCCCCUCUACUGGUGACAGUUGUGUCACAAAUGGCAUCCUGUUCCCUUUAUAGUGCACUGCUUAAGACCAGGUCCCAAAGGGAUUACCAAAUUAGUGCACUAUAGGGUGUCAUUUGGGACGCAUUCUUAAAGUGAUGUCCCUGGUAGUGUCAAACAUAUGGUCCAUGACUGACCGUGUCCCUUCUCUCACUGUGUAGCACUGACUUGACUUUGAGGUAAACUUCUUUCAUACCUUUGGUACAUUUUUCCAUUUCAUAUUAGUUUAUUACUCUCUUUUUCCUUAUCUCAGUCACGUCGAGGUGAAAUCUCAUGUAUUCAAACUCAACCCACCCAAUGUAUAUAGCCGGUGAUAUUAUCAUAUUGUAAAUGUUUUAAAUAUUGUAAAUGUACAGACAUAUUUUGUAUAAUUCUAAUGUAUGCUACAUUGCCAUAUUUUUCUUGAGCUACCUGUUGAAAUUAAGGAGAAGAAGAAGAAAAAGAAA